This is a messenger RNA of Capra hircus (goat), 1877 nucleotides long. It is a transcript of the gene CLN3, whose product is annotated as CLN3, battenin. Gene Ontology annotation, cellular component: membrane; lysosome. The transcript is spliced from 15 exons. The record is from RefSeq and is a predicted model, not a curated record. Gene Ontology annotation, biological process: lysosomal lumen acidification; lysosome organization. Lineage: Eukaryota; Metazoa; Chordata; Mammalia; Artiodactyla; Bovidae. The coding region runs from base 118 to 1617 and encodes 499 amino acids.
GCUGCAGGGCCCCCUGCUUUAGAGAGGACGGGGGCAGAGUCCGAUAACCGGGGGUGGUAGGGCGUGCGAGGGCGGGAGAUGGAGCCUCGGGUUAGGGUCGUGGCUCGCCGGGCGUGAAUGCAGCGGAGGACUCGGAGCUGGGACGGCAAUGGGGCGUUGAUCCCUCUUACCUGUCUCAGACCCUCAUCCGUCCCAUUGGAGCCAACUUUACCAGAACUUGAUGCCAUGGGAGGCUGUGCGGGCUCGCCGCGGCGCCUUUCGGAUUCCGAGGGGGAGGAGACAGACCCGGCACCUCGGCCUCCGCUGCAAGACAGUCAGGGCGCCCAUUGGAAGAACGCGGUGGGCUUCUGUUAUGAUCUAUUCUCUUUUGUCACUUGUAUCUCAAUAAAACUGGGGGUGGGGGGAAUCUGUCCUGCUCACUCCAGGCUCUUGGGCCUCUGCAACAACUUCUCUUACGUGGUGAUGCUCAGCGCUGCCCACGACAUCCUUAGUCACCAGAGAACAGCUGGGAAUCAGAGCCAUGUGGACCCAGACCCAACGCCCACCUCCCACAAUAGCUCAUCUCGAUUUGACUGCAACCCUGUCUCCACAGCAGCGGUGCUUCUGGCUGACAUCCUUCCCACCCUCAUCAUCAAAUUGCUGGCUCCUCUUGGCCUUCAUCUGCUGCCCUACAGCCCCCGGGUGCUCACCAGUGGGAUCUGUGCUGCAGGAAGCUUCCUCCUAGUUGCCUUUUCUCAUUCGGUGACGAUCAGCCUGUGUGGUGUGGUCUUGGCUAGCAUCUCUUCAGGUCUGGGGGAAGUCACCUUCCUCUCGCUCACUGCCUUCUACCCCAGGGCCGUGAUCUCCUGCUGGUCCUCAGGUACUGGGGGAGCAGGGCUGCUAGGGGCGCUGUCUUACCUGGGCCUCACCCAGGCUGGCCUCUCUCCCCAGCACACCCUGCUGUCCAUGCUGGGCAUCCCCACCCUACUGCUGGCCAGCUAUUUCUUGUUGCUCACAUCUCCUGGGCCUCAGGAUCCCAGAGGGGAAGAGGAUUCAGACACAGCAGCUCGGCAGCCCCUGAUUAACAAUGAGGCCUCAGAGUCGAAGCCGGGCUCUGGCUCACCCCUCUCCCUUCAGGAAAGGUGGACCGUGUUUAAGGGCCUGUUGCACUACAUCAUCCCCUUGGUGCUGGUUUACUUUGCUGAGUAUUUCAUCAACCAGGGACUUUUUGAACUCCUCUUCUUCCGGAACACGUUCCUGACUCAUGCUGAGCAGUACCGCUGGUACCAGAUGCUGUACCAGGCCGGCGUCUUUGCCUCCCGCUCCUCCCUCCGCUGCUGUCCCAUCCGCCACACAUGGGUCCUGGCCUUGCUGCAGUGCCUCAACCUGGCAUUCCUGCUGGUGGACGUGUGGCUGAGCUUCCUGCCGAGCAUCUACCUCAUCUUCCUGAUCAUUGUGUUUGAGGGGCUCCUAGGGGGUGCGGCCUACGUGAACACCUUUCACAACAUUGCCCUAGAGACCAGCGAUGAGCACCGGGAAUUUGCCAUGGCAACUGCCUGUAUCUCCGACACCUUGGGGAUCUCACUUUCAGGGCUCCUGGCCCUGCCUCUGCAUGACUUCCUCUGCCAACUCACCUGACAUUCUGACUCCUCGGGACAUAGGACACGCUGACCAGGGACUCUACUGAUAGGUGGGCAGGUUGGACUGACCCCGUGCCUACCCAGAUCCCAUCUGUGAGAUCUAUCCCCAGCCUUCCCUACAUGGCUGGAGUGUAGAAAAGUGCUGAGGCCCCAUUCCCCUUGGAUGGAGGGGCAGCAGUUUUUCUACCACUACCAAGCUGGUUUCGGGAAAUUUCUUGCCAUUAGGCCCUCGGAAUAAAUGCCUGUUUUAUCAGUUGA